Catharus ustulatus (Swainson's thrush) is the source of this 2601-nucleotide messenger RNA. Its product is annotated as zinc finger protein 239-like. Lineage: Eukaryota; Metazoa; Chordata; Aves; Passeriformes; Turdidae. Gene Ontology annotation, biological process: regulation of transcription by RNA polymerase II. Gene Ontology annotation, cellular component: nucleus. The record is from RefSeq and is a predicted model, not a curated record. Gene Ontology annotation, molecular function: RNA polymerase II cis-regulatory region sequence-specific DNA binding; DNA-binding transcription activator activity, RNA polymerase II-specific.
AAACCCUUCCCCUGUCCUCAAUUCUAAAUCCUCCUGUGCCACUGAACAAGUUUCAUUCUGUAAUCACUGAGCACUGCUCAUCCAUGUAGAGGCUCUUUUGGUUCUCAAAUCUUUAUCUUGGUUCCAGAUUUGAACAAGAGGAGAUCCUCCUGCCAUCAGUUCUUGGGCCUCAGGUCCCAUUAAAGCUGUGGCUGCACAAUUCUGCAGAUAAUGAGGCCACUCUGGCCCCUGGGUUAAACAUUUUAGCACAAGAAUUCCUUUGGCAUGGCCCUGAUUAACAUCCACGUUGUGAAAAAAGAGGGUCACUUUCCUAGUAAAUUUUAAAAGUUUUAAUAAAAGACAAUAAGAGACAAACAAUAAAGCAAAAGGUUAUAGCAGCAGGGUGCUUGGGCUUCAGCCAAAAGCACACCCUAACUCAGAAAACAUUUCCUUAAAUGCCUGAACCAGUUGCAUAUUCAAAGUUCUUCAUGCAUUAUUCAAGGUCAUUCCCCCAAUUUCUAAAUCAACACUUUUUCCUUCCCUGGGGGUCUGGUGUCCCGUAAUUCAAGAAUGUGAAUAAUUUCCUGAUUAUCUUUUCUUUUCCAGCAUUCUCUGAGUUAGUUACAUAAUCAAAAGCUUUUUACAUCACUAUGAUAUAGUCCAAGAAAAAUAUAUUUAUCACCCUACUAUUUUAAAGUUUUUUUUAAUGGCAGAACAAAAAGAAACUGUAUUUAUACAGCAAGUUUUCCAACAUUAUACAUAUGAUAUUUAUUCUUAUAUUUUCCAAAACCAAUAAUAUAAUAUUUACUACAAAACACAAUUCAAAUUUGUGUUUUGAGCCUGGAAGAGCCAUGACUGGGGCACCAAUCAUUUUGGUUUUAUUUCAUUUUCUGAAGUUUUGCUGUUUCUUGUGUCCAUUCCACAACAUUGAGGGUUUCAGAGAUAUUUUGGGAUCAUCAUCCCUUUUGCAGGGAGCCCUUCCUGGCUUUCCCUUUCUCCCCUCCAUGGGUGCCCUGCCAUGUUUAGUCCCCGAAGAUCCCACUGUAGUCACUGAUGAGAUUUUCAGAGCUCUCUGGCUGCCGACUCUUCCCAGCCCCCCUGAUGUGUCACCCAGUCCAAAGUGCUUCUUAUCUUGUUUUUUCCCCAAUCCAGGAUUUUUCAUUCCCAAGGUGUGGGCAGAUGGAGGAGGAGGAAAAGCCCCAGAGAUCCCUCAUGGGGAGGAGCUGCAAACCCAGCCCAGGGAGCUGCGAGGAUGAAAGACCCUCCCUGAGCCGGGAAGGCGGCCGGAGAUCCAGGCAGAGCUCAGAGCUGGUGGAGAAGCCCCACAAGUGCUUGGAAUGUGGGAAGGGUUUCAGCUACAGCUCCUGGUUGAUCCAGCACCAGAUGAUCCACACUGGGGAGAAGCCCUACAAGUGUUGGGAAUGUAGGAAGAGCUUCAGCCAGAGCUCCCAUCUGCUCCAGCACCAGGUGAUCCACACAGGAGAACGGCCCUACACCUGCUUGGAAUGUGGGAAGAGCUUUGAGCAGAGCUCACACCUGAGAAGCACACCAGCGCAUCCACACCAGGGGAGAGGUCCCUACGUGUGUCCUGUGUGUGAUAAGAGGUUUCACACCAGCUCCAAUUGCCUCAUGCAUGAGUGGAUUCACACAGAGGAGAGGCCCUUCCGCUGCCCCGACUGUGGGAAGGGAUUCAAGCAAAGUGGCAACCUCACUGUCCACCAGCGCAUCCACACUGGGGAGAGGCCCUACGAGUGUCCUGAGUGUGGGAAGAGCUUCUCACAGAGCUCUCACUUGACCCGACACCAACGGAGGCUCCACUAAGGGAAGCCCUGUGAGUGCCCUGAGUGUGGGAAGAGCUUCAGUGCUCUGCUGCAGCUCCAUUCCCCUAUUGGAGGAUCUGUUGCAGUGUUUCUUGUUAAUGGAUGUUCUGUUAUUUCCCAAGCUAAUAGUUUAGUCCAAAAUUACACCCUCCCACCCAUCUUGUCAAUCUAUCCUGAUUUCCCUGUCAAUCCUGCUUUGUGCCAAACCCCUGCUUAGAAUUCCCCUUUGGAAAUCCCCUAAAAGUCGAGGUCUCAUUACUCCAUGUUACCCAGUUUUCCCCCCUACCUUCUCACUUGGAUAAUGCCUUUGUGAGCCUUACCCUUUAUUCCUCCCCAGAAUUUCUCCAAUUUGCUAAGAAUUUGUACCUUCCCCUUGAUUCUCCUCCAUAUUUAAGUUGUUGAAACUUUGCCAUCUUUGUCAUUUGCCCCAUGGAUUCCCCAAAGUAAUAAAUCCUUUUUAUCCUAUGCAAAAGACCUCUCCCUCUUCCUUGCCUCCUUUGAAUGCAAUCUGACAGCCAAAAGGCCAUGGAGCCACAGCUCGAGCCACAUCUAAGGCCUCCUGUUCCCGGGUUGUGACCCACUCUGGGCACAGGAUCGUAAUGGUAAAGUGAGUUCAGCUCUGGCCGUUGUGUGAAGGAUCAGCCUUGGAUGAUCCCCAGUGACCCCCGUUGGGCACAGCCCUGGUGAUCCGUGCUCCUGGUGGUCCCUGUUGGGUGGAGGGGAAGGGGUUUUAGAAAUUUCUCUCCGUUCUCCGUGUCCUGCUGUGAUUUGGUUGGUAAUAAAUUCCCUCCCCGUGCCCAGG